Conger conger (European conger) is the source of this 3630-nucleotide messenger RNA. Its product is annotated as ATP-dependent RNA helicase DDX19B. Gene Ontology annotation, molecular function: RNA helicase activity; ATP binding; RNA binding. Gene Ontology annotation, cellular component: cytoplasmic stress granule; nucleus. The record is from RefSeq and is a predicted model, not a curated record. Lineage: Eukaryota; Metazoa; Chordata; Actinopteri; Anguilliformes; Congridae. Bases 170 to 1627 code for a protein of 485 amino acids. The transcript has 12 exons. Gene Ontology annotation, biological process: poly(A)+ mRNA export from nucleus.
UCUAGUUUCUGAACGGUGAGUGGUAAGUGCGUACAACAUCUGCGCAACUCCUUUUCCUGUCACGGCAGUGUAAAGAAGCAACUGAAAGAAACACGUCCAGGGUAGUUUAAUUAGAAUUAGUCCAAGCGAAAAAGAAUUCGUAGAAAACAGUACACUCUGGGGGAAAAGGAUGGCUACUGAUUCAUGGGCCCUGGCUGUGGAUGAACAAGAAGCUGCCGCCGAAUCGCUUGGCGGUCUGCACAUCAAAGAAAAAGAAGAGAAGCCAAAAGCUGAAGCCAAUGGGACUGCAAAUGCAAAGACAGAGGAAGAUGGUGAAAAGCCGGAUGAAGAAGACAAAGACGACAAAGAGGACAAAGCAGCACAGUCGCUUCUGAAUAAGCUGAUACGCAGCAACCUCGUUAACACGACCAAUCAGGUGGAGGUUCUACAGAGGGACCCCAACUCACCGCUGUACUCCGUCAAGUCUUUCGAGGAGCUGAGACUGAAACCACCGCUACUUCAGGGGGUGUACGCCAUGGGCUUCAACAGACCCUCCAAAAUCCAGGAGAAUGCCUUACCCAUGAUGCUCGCUGAGCCGCCGCAGAACCUGAUCGCCCAAUCGCAGUCCGGCACAGGCAAGACAGCCGCCUUCGUGCUGGCCAUGCUCAGCCACGUGGACCCCGCCCACAAGUGGCCUCAGUGCCUGUGCGUUUCCCCCACGUACGAGCUGGCCUUGCAGACUGGAAAAGUCAUCGAGCAGAUGGGCAAGUUUUACCCCGAAGUCAAACUGGCAUACGCCAUCCGAGGAAACAAACUGGAGCGGGGGAUGAAGAUUCAGGAGCAGAUUGUCAUCGGAACCCCCGGCACCGUGCUGGAUUGGUGCGCCAAACUGAAGUUCAUCGACCCUAAAAAGAUCAUGGUGUUCGUUCUCGACGAGGCCGACGUGAUGAUCGCCACCCAGGGUCACCAGGACCAGAGUAUCCGCAUACAGAGAAUGCUGCCCAAGGAGUGUCAGAUGCUGCUGUUCUCAGCCACGUUCGAGGACUCUGUGUGGCGUUUCGCCCAGAGGAUCGUGCCCGACCCAAACAUCAUCAAGCUGAAGAGGGAGGAGGAGACUCUGGACACCAUCAAGCAGUACUAUGUGCUCUGCAACAGCAAGGAGGAGAAGUUCGCCGCACUCUGCAACAUCUACGGAGCAAUCACCAUCGCCCAGGCCAUGAUCUUCUGCCACACUCGGAAGACCGCCGGCUGGCUUGCCGGGGAGCUGUCCAGAGAGGGCCACCAGGUGGCGCUGCUGAGCGGGGAGAUGAUGGUGGAGCAGAGAGCCGCGGUCAUCGAUCGCUUCCGAGACGGAAAGGAGAAAGUGCUCGUCACCACCAACGUGUGCGCUAGAGGGAUUGAUGUGGAGCAGGUUUCCGUGGUGAUAAACUUCGACCUGCCCGUGGACAAGGAUGGGCAGCCCGACAACGAGACCUACCUUCACCGGAUCGGCCGCACGGGGCGCUUCGGCAAGAGGGGCCUCGCCGUCAACAUGGUGGACAGCAAACACAGUAUGAACAUCCUCAACCGGAUCCAGGAUCAUUUUAACAAGAGAAUUGAGAAGCUGGACACAGACGACCUUGAUGAAAUUGAGAAGAUCGCCAACUGAUGAGACCCUUGCCGUUUUUGUCCCACCAAUGGGAAUCCAUUUCUGUGGAUAUCGGACUUACCUCAUAUCAAAUUUUUGCAGUUGGACAAAGUAACUGUAGGGAUUUCUUUUAUUUUGGAAACGACAAAAAAAAAAAAAUACAAGCAGAAGAAAUGUUUACAUGGUGACAAUAAAAAUUAGGUCUUAGCCUAGCCUUAAAAGGAAAGUUUUAAAAUUCAGGUCAGUAACGAAAUGCCAAAUAGAUUAAAUUCUGAGUGAGCAAGACAUUUUGGAUUAGGUUUGCUUUUUGGUUUUCUUAUUUCCUUUGUUUUUAAUUGAGUGGCCACAGAUUCUGAAAGCUCAACUCCCAUGUUUGUGUAGUCUCAGUUAAUUGAUAGCCUCUCAUGGGACAUGUGUAGGUACACAAAGCAGUUUUACGCAGUGGUAUCUCGACAAAAUUUGCAGUGAAGACAGAUAUAUAAAUUCACUUGCUGCCGUUUCGAUUUUGAAAUCACAGGAAAUAAAAAAAUAAAAAAUGUCCUUGAAAUAAUUAGGAACAUAAGAGGAAAUGUGUGUGAAAAUAAGGUGAAAGAACUGAAAAUAAACACACAGGGCAGAAUGUUUUCUAAAAUGUAGACUCAGUCUUUCACACCCGCAUUAUUUUGAAGGACAACCAUUCAUUCAAUACUUUUCAAUAGGAGAUAAUGUGCAUAAGCCCGAAAUGCAAGGGGGAGGCUUGACUGGAUGGAAUGAGAUUCUCUGUAGUGCGCGACUGCGGAAGGCGAGUGAGUGCUUCAAUAAACUAAAACAUUGUGCAGUUUCUGAGUUUGAUUAGGUCUCAUCAACCUUCCCCUCCGGUUGAUGUUUGGUCUACAACAGCAGUCAAACAAAACUAAUCUGUGGAUCCCACCACUAGCUUUGUCAGAUUAAUAAAAGUGAUUAGGUGGUCUUGCAUAGUGAAUUCAUAUUUGCACAUCAGAACACUGGCACACCAGUUGGAAACAAACUAUGCAGUUCUCAAAAGCAACCAAUCCUAUAAGUAAAGAGGAUGUGACCAUGGUUUUAAUACUGUACCACAAAAUUAACAUUCCUGUAACAUCAUUUUGUAGGCGAAGAUCAUAUUUAAUCCCAAAUCCCAAAAUCUGGGUGAUUUUCUUUCCGAACCGUAGAAAAUCAUAGUGAAGUGUAUCUCUGUGGAGCAUCUUGCAUCUUCAUACAUGGUGGCUGGGUUCUGAUGUGGCUAACAUGAACACAGGUGUUAUUUUGAAGGGAGAGCCAUUUUGUGGAUUUGUGAACUCUAUAUCUGUGGUGAUUAAAAUGGGGAUAAGAUUGGGUGUCCUAACCUUUCACAAAGACAUUAAAGAGGGGCUCCACCAAUCACAGAGUAUUGAACAAUGUUGACCUUUUGGCUAUACUUUAUGGUAACGACCACAGGGUGCUCUGAAGUAUUUUCUUUAUUUUAUUUUCUCCAACGUGCGCAGUGAUUGGAACUCCUUUUUCCUGUGUGUAAGUUGGCAACCAUUAUAUCUCCAUUUUAUUAUCUCUUCUCAAACAAUGGCUUCAAAUUGACAGAAUAUUGUCAGUUCUAUUAAUAACAGGAUUGUAUUUCUUAACAUUGGCUUACAAAUUCUGUUCAAAGACAGGAAGAUGGACACUUUUACCAAGUAAAAAUAGGAGUACUUAAAAUGUACAGUAUGGGAAGUGUACCUAAAAUGUUAGGACAGACUGCGCCCUAUUUCAGUGAUUUGGAAAAAAUGCUUUACAGAACAGCAAUUCGUAUUGCAAUUUUCUUUUGUACUGAGGUGUGUAUGCAUUUUAUUUGGUCUGUAAUUGGAUACCUACUGUAUUUAUCUGCAGAUGUUACGGAGAGAAUGUGAGUGAAAUUGGUUGUUUUAAAAGUCUAGCAUUAUCAUAACUAUGAAACCAGUAAACCGCAGUACUUUUCACCUAUACUUGCUGCCUUUAUGGUUUUAUGGUUAUUUCUAAAUUAUAUUUGUUGUAAUAAAGAAUGCCUACUUACAGAC